This is a messenger RNA of Betta splendens (Siamese fighting fish), 738 nucleotides long. It is a transcript of the gene psmg4, whose product is annotated as proteasome (prosome, macropain) assembly chaperone 4. The record is from RefSeq and is a predicted model, not a curated record. Gene Ontology annotation, biological process: proteasome assembly. The transcript is spliced from 3 exons. Bases 177 to 551 code for a protein of 124 amino acids. Lineage: Eukaryota; Metazoa; Chordata; Actinopteri; Anabantiformes; Osphronemidae.
CCCCAAGUUAUUUACUCGUUAUUCGUGUUUAGCCGGAAUCGAUUAUGCGGCUCUGCACGUAGUCCCCUUGCGGAUCGAUUGCUUUGGUCUGCGUUUACUUUCAAACAGGAAGUAUCCGUUUCCAGCGAACGCAACACGAGACGUUCGCGGCUAAUUCACCUUAAUGACUGAACAAAAUGACAGAAGCCAACAACGGACCCGCCUUUGAUGCCAUUUCUCUUCAUAACUUCUCGGAGAAGAUCUUGGAGCAAGUCAUCCACUUCCAUGUGAUGAAGCUGAGCGGCGGAUUCUUCCUGUGGGUCGGUUCGGCUCCGGUUCUGUCCAACCUAGCGGUGUCGAUGAGCAGCAGAUACGAUUCUACGCCGUUAUCAACACUAGUCAUUGGGGAUCCGUCCAACACGGCUCCCAAUUCCUUGGCACAGAGAUUAGCAAAGAAAACCAAAAAGCAAGUAUUUGUGAGUUACAGUCUCCCAAUGACCGACUCCAACAUCAGUCUUCUGGUGGAGAACAGAAUCAAAAAGGAGCUGGAGCUUCACCCUGAACACUUCUGAUUCCGGCCGAGCUUCCUUUGGGACACGUAGCAGCUGCUUCUACCGUAAUCACACACCAGACCCACACGUCACAUCAAGUGUUCUUUUAUUGACAUAAUAAAUUAAGUGGUUUAUUAUCAAAACAUGGAGGCCUAUGGCUUUUUGUACAAAUGCAUCAUAUUAAAAAAAUAAAACUUAGAAAACAUCA